AAUAUGGUUGUUGUUGGGUUCUUUUAAUAAAUUUCUGAAUUUGAUAAAUAUUUUUUUCAUGUCUGUAGGUGAACAUAUAUAUAUAUAUAUAACUUGGGGUCGCGAGUGCUUAUCAUACGUAAUAAUAUUGUAGAUGGGGUCGUGUCUCAAAAAGUUUGAAGACCACUGAACUAGGAUAUGAAAAUAUUUAAUUUUAUAGUUGAUAGAACUAGAAUUUAGCAGCUUUAAAACAAAUGCUAACCUUGAAAAACAUAACAUUUAUUUCACUUUUGAUGCUUGCUAUAAGCAUUGAGAUUAACCAGGCAAAAGAAUGUAAAAUUCCAGAAAACAAUGAAGACAUCGACUGGGAUAAGGUUAAGGAUGACUGGUAUAUGGUGCUACACACCAACGAUGAGGUCAUGAAAAGAGAUGUUAUAGGUGUAAGAUUACGGAAUAUCUCCAAUACAAAUGAAGGAAUGGGAAUGGUGAUUACUGAAUUACAUGAGAAUUCUCCUCCCCAAACCUUUACAAUCGAAUCAUCCAAACGAAGAGACGGCGUUUAUUACGGAAAAAAGAGCGAAGAUGAUGCCUUAUUCAAUGGUGAUAUUCUGGCUCUAUGUGAUGAAAAGAAUUAUUUGGUCUAUGCAUUCUGCAGUCUUUCAGAUGAAUGGGUUGUUUGGGCGGAAUUUCCAACCCUGAAUCCAACUAUUCAUCAAAUUAGUUUAAUGUGGAACAAGCUCAUUGAAAAAGGAAUCAUUGUACAACUUUAUCCUUCAAAAACUGUUGAACAUCCAGAGUUGAUGGAAGUUUGAACUGACAAGAUCAUUCAAUACUAAGUUAUAACCAUGAACAGAAAUCCAUUCAAUAGAAAUUAUAACACUGCAGUAUAUUAUUUAGUACAAGUAUUAUAUUCUAGAAAAACAAAGACAGUAAGAAAACUACGCGAGUACU
Styela clava is the source of this 930-nucleotide messenger RNA. Lineage: Eukaryota; Metazoa; Chordata; Ascidiacea; Stolidobranchia; Styelidae. The record is from RefSeq and is a predicted model, not a curated record.